AUGGCUGCUCAAUCUUUUUGGACGUACCUCUGGGCCGUUUUACUGCACAAGAACUCCCUCUUUCUGUUCUUGCUCGUGUUUCGGUACCUGAGGUUUGUCGUCCACCUGGUAAGUUUCUUCCUCUAUCGCCCCACUCCCACUGCACGGUUUCCAUCGCUGACGGAAAGAGACUGCACAGUAGUCAUUCCCACUUGCGAUCCGGAGGACCCAGCCUUCUCUCGAUGUGUCGAGUCAGUCGUGAGGGCUUCCCCUGCAGCCAUCCACAUCGUGGCCGUGGGCAAGGAGCAAGAGAAACAGGUAUUGUCGACCAUAUCCCCAUGCAUAAGUCGCUUUCCCAGCAUCUGCUUCCGAGUCUCGUCGAGCGUCCAGGCACACAAACGCCAUCAAAUCACAGCUGCCCUGCCGGCAGUCAGCACGUCGAUCACGGUUCUAUGCGACGACCAUGUGAUUUGGCCCUCCGCAAACAUCCUGCGGGCAGCAGUCGCGCCGUUCGAGGCCGACGAACGGGUCGGCGGCGUGGGCACCAACAAGCGCGUGAUCCGCCAUGCGGACAAGGGCCCGUGGGCGGGCUUCUGGAACGUGAUGGGCGCCUUGUACCUGGAGCGACACAACUUUGAGCACACGAGCUCCAACGCGGUCGACGGCGGCGUCGCCGUCAUUAGCGGCCGGACCUGUCUCUACCGCACGUGUAUCCUCCAAGACCCGGCGCUGCUGGCCGGGUACCUGGACGAGCGAUUCCUGUGGGGUCUCUGCGGCCCGUUGAACGCCGACGACGACAACUUCCUGACCCGGGCGCUGGUCCGGCGCGGCUUCAAGAUCAAGUUCCAAAACACGCCCGAGGCCAUGAUCCUCUGCGACGUCGGCGAGUACCCCAAGUUCCUGCAGCAGUGUCUUCGCUGGGCGCGCACCACGUUCCGGAGCAACACGUGCUCGCUGGUCACGGACCGCGCGGUGUACCAGGCCCAGCCGUGGGCCGUCUACUCGCUCCAGAUCAGCCUGAUGGUCAACUUCGCGCUGUUCUACGACGCCGCGCUGGUGUGGACGCUGACCCGGACGGACUUGUACACCGCGACCACCGUGAAGGCGCUGGUCCUGUGGAUCCUGGUCUCGAAGCUGCCGAAGCUGCUGCCCUAUUUUCUUCGGCACCCGGCCGAUCUGGUCUAUCUUCCCGGCUACUACGUGUUUGCGUACUGCCACUCGCUGAUCAAACUGUGGGCCCUGCUGACCUUCUGGGACACUCGGUGGUCUGGACGAAAUUUGGACGGCAUCAACCUCACUGCUGCUGCGGCGGGUGCGGAUUCGGGAGGCGAGGGCGAAGGCGAGGGGAGGGGUGGAAGGAAAGAUCCCGGACCAGACGCAUCGCCGGCCAUGAGAGCUGAAGACUUCUCCCUCCACAACACUGUCGGUCCCCCGGCCAGCCAGUACCGCGUCAAGACCCCCUGGGGCUCUGUGCAAUCACGGAACCUACACCAACUCCCGGCCAACAUCCUCCAGACGCAGCUCAGCAGCAGCACCAAGCGGAGCCUCGCCCGGACGACCCGUCAACAUUGGCAUGGGAACCACAUGGAGGCCGGCGUCAUCCUCCCCGACGCUUUCGACGCCGGGCCUGGCCUUGAAACGGUGACGCCACCCCAAAAUAGCUCGGUUCCUCCCCCUCCACGAAUAAUCUCGAGCUCGAGCAGGAAGGCCGAUGACACGUACUCGCGCUCCUGGAGCCGACGGGGCGAGUGCGGAAAACUCCACGAGGGGUAUCACCUGCGCCGAGGCUGCGUGCUGGGACCAUGA
Cladophialophora immunda is the source of this 1785-nucleotide messenger RNA. RefSeq lists its product as uncharacterized. The transcript has a single exon. Bases 1 to 1785 code for a protein of 594 amino acids. The record is from RefSeq and is a predicted model, not a curated record. NCBI's taxonomy places the organism in Eukaryota, Fungi, Ascomycota, Eurotiomycetes, Chaetothyriales, Herpotrichiellaceae.